AAACUCACGCCUAUGGCAGAAACACAAAACCCGUGCCAAUUUGCUUAAACCCUAAAUUUUCUGAAUUGAUUUCGAAAGUGAAAAAGAGAGAGAGAUAAUCAAAAUCGCAUCCAUGUCAGACAGCGAUUCUGAUGCCCCUGAGGAAUUCACAGCUGAACAGGGUAUUCAACUAGAUGAAGAGAUUCGAAAGACUAAAAGGGAAAACACAAUCAGGGUUAAUAUUGAAGAGAAAGAACGUCGGCGAAAAUGGGCUCAAAAUUUAACACCUCGACCAUCUAAAGCUACUAAAAAAUCUAGGGACACAUCAAACACUGAAUCUGAGCAAGAACCAAACACUGAAUCUCAGCAAAAACCAAACACUGCUGUGGAAUUUCUUCCCAAAAGCAUUGUUGAAAUGCUUGCAGCUAAGGAGAAAAAAAAUUUAUUAACUGAGACUGAUGAGGAGGAAGAUAAAUUAAAGGCUACCACUUCAAGGAAGAGAAAAUCCAAGGAUUCAGGUUCUGAACCUAUUAUUGUGAGCAAACCAGCUCCUCCUCAAUGCUUAAAGACUGCCUUAGGUUUCUUGAAAGAAAGGAAAAUGUCAGUUCCAAGAUCGUCUGCUGUUUUGAAGAAUUCCAACCAAGCAUUACGUCUACUUUCCAAUUCCGGGAUCAUACGCCAGAAAUGAGGAUUUUAUUCCCUUAUAAAUUUAUAGAUUUUUUUGGCCAAGGUGAGGCGUCAAUGUUGCAACAUGUAUUUUUAACCAAUCAUCUUUGUUGCUUCUGUCGGUGUACUGGACUAAAUUGUAACAUUACUAUAUAAUCCAUGUUAGUUGAAGUUAAUUAUGCACUAGUGUUUUUGCCA
Molecule: messenger RNA, 843 nt
Organism: Medicago truncatula (barrel medic)
Lineage: Eukaryota; Viridiplantae; Streptophyta; Magnoliopsida; Fabales; Fabaceae
Product: nucleolar protein 58
Exons: 5
Coding region: 113-667 (184 amino acids)
Source: RefSeq, a predicted model, not a curated record